CGCGGUACGUGCGGCCAGCAGUGUUGCUACAUCUGCUUCCAUCUCUCCUACUGUCUUCCUCCUCGGCUCCUCCGAUCCGCUCUGGAGUAGUACAAGUGUUAAGUGUACAACCACCCAAAAAAAAUAGGACUCCGUCGACAGAGCACGCAUCCAUGGCUACAAGGGAUGAGCAGCGGCAGCACCCCCUACCCCUGCACAUCCUCUUCCUCCCGUUCUUCGCCCCCGGGCACCUCAUUCCGGUGGUCGACAUGGCCGCGAUAUUCUCCGCUCGCGGCGCGAGGUGCACCAUCCUCACCACGCCCGUCAACGCCGACAUCAUCCGUCCGGCCGUCGACCGCGCCAACGACUCCGACUGCCACGGCACCGACUCCCCUUCCCCUGCAGUCGACAUCUUUGUCGUGCCUUUCCCCGACGUCGGGCUCCCGCCAGGCAUGGAGAACCUCAUGUUCCUUACUCCAGCCCACGGAGCCGAGUGCCCGCUCAAGUUCAUCCAAGCCGUGCAGCUGCUCCGCGAGCCCUUCGACCGGUUCAUGGCUGCCAACCGCCCCGACGCCGUCGUGUCCGACAGCUUCUUCAGCUGGUCCGCGGACGCCGCCGCGGAGCACGGCGUCCCGCGCCUCGUGUUCCUCGGCAGCAGCGUGUUCGCCCGGUGCUGCAGCGAGACCAUGCUGCGCACCAACCCACUGGAGACGACCACCAACCCCGACGACGAUCCUGAUGACGACGCCCGGCUCGUCUCCCUGCCGGGGCUGCCGCACCGUGUCCAGCUGAGGCGGAGCCAGAUGAUGGAUCCCAGGAAGCGGCCGGCGAUGUGGGCAUUCCACAAGGACAACGACGCCGCGGACCAGAGGAGCUUCGGCGAGGUGUUGAACAGCUUCCACGAGCUGGAGCCGGACUACGUCGAGCACUUCCGCACGACGCUCGGUCGUCGUGCGUGGCUCGUGGGGCCGGUCGCGCUCGCAAGCAAAGACAUGGCUAAGAGAGGCCGUCCCGACAACACUGAGGCACACGUCACAGAGGGCUGCCUUCGGUGGAUGGACAGAAAGCCGGCCGGCUCGGUGGUGUACGUCUCCUUCGGCACGUUCACUAGUUUCUCGCCGGCCGAGCUGCGCGAGCUCGCCCGCGGCCUGGACCUCUCCGGCAAGGACUUCGUGUGGGUCAUCAGCUCCGGCACAGGCACGGAUGGGUCAGAGUGGAUGCCUGAGGGCUUCGCGGAGCUGAUGGCACGCGGCGACCGCGGCUUCAUCAUCCGAGGUUGGGCGCCGCAGACGCUCAUCCUCAACCACCACGCCCUCGGCGGGUUCAUGACGCACUGCGGCUGGAACUCGGCGCUGGAGGCCGUGAGCGCCGGCGUGCCGAUGGUCACGUGGCCGCGGUACGCGGAUCAGUUCUACAACGAGAAGCUCAUCGUGGAGGUACUCAAGGUGGGCGUUAGCAUCGGCGCCAAGGACUUCGCGUCGCCUCUAGAGGGCCAUGAGGUGAUCGGCGGCGAGGUGAUCGCUGGAUCCAUUGGGAGGCUGAUGGGGAGCGGCGAGGAGGGCGACGCCGUACGGAAGAAGGCCAAAGACCUCAGUGUGAAAGCAAGGAGCGCCAUGGAGAAGGGUGGAUCUUCGUACGGUGACUUUGGAAGGCUCAUGGAUGAGUUGAUGGCUCGCCGGAGUCCCGGAGAAGACACCACCCCACUAAUCUUACAGAAGUGAAGUUAUUACAACAUGAGGUGGCAACGUCUGAUCGGGUGGGUAACCGGAACUUCCUUUCUCUUGUUCGUUAGUGAUCUUCGUUACGGCACCGAUCGACGUCGUGGCAUGUUGUGCGUCGCUAGCUCUACUUGCACCAUGAAACGCCGUGGCAUAUCUUGAUUUCACUUCAACAUUGUUGUACUAAUUUUCUUCACUUUUAUAAGACCUUUUAAACAUUUAAGACAGCUUCUAAAA
Messenger RNA from Aegilops tauschii subsp. strangulata, 1934 nucleotides. RefSeq names its product scopoletin glucosyltransferase-like. Lineage: Eukaryota; Viridiplantae; Streptophyta; Magnoliopsida; Poales; Poaceae. The record is from RefSeq and is a predicted model, not a curated record. Gene Ontology annotation, molecular function: UDP-glucosyltransferase activity.